Molecule: messenger RNA, 3846 nt
Organism: Anguilla rostrata (American eel)
Lineage: Eukaryota; Metazoa; Chordata; Actinopteri; Anguilliformes; Anguillidae
Gene: setdb2
Product: SET domain bifurcated histone lysine methyltransferase 2
Exons: 11
Coding region: 745-2928 (727 amino acids)
Biological process (GO): heterochromatin organization; negative regulation of gene expression
Cellular component (GO): nucleus
Molecular function (GO): DNA binding; protein binding; zinc ion binding
Source: RefSeq, a predicted model, not a curated record
GGCUCUGGUAGAUACCGGAAGUCACUUUCUUCUCGUGGAUAAUUGUGACUGCUUCACACUCGUGCACAAACUUUCUAAUUCUUUUGAUGUGACUGGAGAGGUCCAAAGUCGUCUCAAAUGUCCAAUACUGACUAAACCAGAAGAAAGAGGUUUCUUGAACUGGUUAAAAUCAAAUCGGACCCAGGGUGUAGAUCGUUAUGUUCCUGUUUGAAUGUUUACGUCCUUUUGCAGUCCAGUGUAUGUCGGUUUCUUUAACGUUAGCUCAAACAAUUCGGCGAACAGUACCACGGAGUCUUUCUUUUUUAUUAAUAUGACUUUCGACCGUGGGAAUCGUACAUCAUUGUAGCAAACCCCAGCAGUACCUGAAAUUAAGUGUUGUAAUGGAAGCCAUUAAAAUGAUCUAAAUGGGUAGAUAACGUCGCUAACGCAAUUCGGUAUCCAUUCGCCGCGGCUUGCAGAACCAAUUUCUUCAAAAAUGGUCAAUAUUCUUUCAUAAAAAUGUACUUAAUACGAGUCGGUGGAUUCCAAUAAAAUGUGUUGUAUUUUGAGUUUGGCAUGAUUAUUAGCCAGUCAGGAAUGUAUCGGUUUUGGACUCGCUGGGUCUCUAAAGUCCGCGUUGGCAAUGAACGUGACCUCAGCACGGAUGGAUGUCUACUGGUAGCUGCGCGUUUUGGAAUAACGUUGAUUGUGUAAACUUGAACGCGAGGUUCAUUCACAAUAUCGCUCCCGUCACCUAGUCUAAAAAUGGAGAACAUUAUGCCGUCGGAAAUUGAGAAAGCUAAGGAAUUCUGGAGAAAUGUGGAUGUGAGCUUUAUAUUUGGUGCCCUGUGUGAUCGCCUGCAGUACCUGAGAGACAGGAUUGAAGCGGAGAGAGCUUCAGACAGAGAGUUUAUUGUGGGUAUGAACAUAAUUCUGGCAUCUGAACUCUACAUCAGUCCAAAGGCCGAGACUGACUCUGAUGAGGAGUCUCUGCUUUACGGUGAGAUUCUGCCAGUGGCCGUGACAGACGGGGACCCUGUGGAGUGGAAGGUGGAGGGUGAGGUGUCACAGGGCAGCUCUCGAAACAGCUCCCCUUUCAGCCCGGACGCCCCCGUAUCGCCCUCCCAGCCCGAAGGAGACGACCUCUCCCUGCCGCCAUCGCCCCUGCAGUUUGAAAGCGCCGAACUCCUGCCCUCCCCGCCUGAAAACCAGGACCUCCUCGCCCCCCUCUCUCCCAGCCACACUGAAGGAGAUGGCCCCCGGACCCCCCCGUCUCCGGCCCAGACGGGGAGGGGCAGCCCCAUGGCCCCGCUCUGCCUCCUCCAGCCCGUGUUCCAGCCCCACUCCUGCAGCUGGAUCUGCCUGCCCCUCCCCUCGCUCUCAGCCUAUCAGCACCUCCGGGGUCGCAACCCCUUGAAAGUGCCCCUGAUUUGGGGUUUCCAGCGGCUGCAUGCCGCGCCCCCGGGGCAGGGGGCGGAGUCUGGAGGGCCGGUCGUCUUUUACAAGGCGCCGUGUGGGCGGAGCCUGCGGGGGCCGGGGGAGGUGCUGCGCUACCUGCGGGAGACGGAGGCCGACGCCCAGCUGCACCCGGGCAACUUCAGCUUCAGCGCCGCGGUGCUGCUGCAGCGCAGGGUCCCGCCCCCAGGGGGCGCCAGGGAGCUGCUGGACGCGGACAUCAGCCGGGGGGCGGAGCCUGUGGCGGUGCAGCUGUGGAACGCGGUGGACGAGGGGCGGCCCGCGCGGUUCCGGUACCGCUCGCAGUGCUGGCUGCGCGGCUGCCUGCCGGGGGCGGGGCCCGUCUACGCGUCCUGCUGCGACUGCGCAGACGGCUGCACAGACCCACGCACCUGCGCCUGCCUGCAGCUCUCCCUCCGGCCCGCCCCCAACUCCCAGCUCUACCGCUUCAGACGCCUGCCCCGCCCCCUGCCCUCUGGGCUGUACGAGUGUGGACCGUGGUGUGGGUGUGACCGCGCUCGCUGUCAGAACCGCGUGGUCCAGCACGGUCUGCAGGUGCGCCUGCAGGUGUUCCGCUCCCAGGACCGGGGGUGGGGCGUGCGCUGCAUCGAUGACCUCGACGCGGGCACCUUCGUCUGCACGUACACAGGUGUGGUUCUGAGGGCGGGGCCAGAUUCGGGAGCGUCGCGUUUGAGCGCGGUGACCUCUGACCCUUCCUCUCAACGGAGAGCAGUGGCGUCCUCGCGUGGUGGAGGUGGUGUGGGGUGGAGGGUGCCUGCGGGUGCUGGUCUGUGGUGUUUUUUGAAUGGGGGCGCUGGUCUGUGGUGUUUUUUGAAUGGGGGCGCUGGUCUGUGGUGUUUUUUGAAUGGGGGCGCUGGUCUCUGGUGUUUUUUGAAUGGGGGCGCUGGUCUGUGGUGUUUGAGGAAUAGGGGUGCUGGUCUGAGAUGUUUGAGGAAUAGGGGUGCUGGUCUGUGGUGUUUGAGGAAUGGGGGCGCUGGUCUCUGGACUGCUAAAGCUAAUCUCUUCUCAUUACAGCCUCAGUCUGGAGGUGUAGAGAGAGGAACAUCUCCCUGCUCAGUGUCCCACCCACUCCUACUGCUGCCCCAAACCAACACAGAUGCAGAGAACGGCAAGUGGGAGGGCAAAGAGGCGGAGCCUGGGCUGAACUCGGAGUGGGCGUGGCUAGGGGAGGGCGGAGACGGAGAGGAGGGUCACACCGGGGCAGACGAGGAACACCUGUACUACCUGGACGCCACAGAGGAGGGCAAUGUGGGGAGAUUCCUUAAUCAUAGCUGCUGCCCGAACCUCUUUGUGCAGAACGUCUUCAUCGACUCCCACCACCGCGACUUCCCCACGGUCGCCUUCUUCACCAGCAGGGCGGUGACCGCUGGAACAGAGCUGACCUGGAACUACUCAUACGACCCAGGAAGUGUUCCGGAACAGGAAGUGCCGUGUCAGUGUGGCUGUGAGAGUUGCCAGGGCACGCUGAUCUGAUGAGGUCAUCCUUCCUGCUCUGGGCACCAUUUCCUGCCCUAGGCACGACUUCCUGUGCUGGGCUCAGCUUCCUGGAGGACAAGGACGAGCACAUUACAUUACAUUACAUUACGUUACGUUGCAUUUAGCAGACACUCUUAUCCAGAGCAACUUAAACAACUUUUUACAUAGAAUUUUACAUUGCAUCCAUUUUAUACAGCUGGAUAUAAACCUAGUUGUAUCAAGGGUACGACGGCAGUGUCCUACCCAGGAAUCGAACCUGUGACCUUUCGGUUACAAGCCCUUAGCCACUAGUGGGUACGCAUGCUCAGUCACAGUGCCAGACACAAGUAACGCGCCCAUCCACAUGCUAACCACUAUGCUACAGACUCACACCGCCCUCACCGCCCCCCGUUUCUUUCCUGCUUGGUACACGUGGCCCUCAGGCCGGACGCUGUGUGGCUGGGCUGAAUGGGGCUGGAGGGCGUUUAUCUGUUUUACGAAAUGUCACAGUAGCGACCCCGUGCCGGUUUAUGAGACCGCUCUUCUGUGGCACGUGUCUGAUUUUUGGUCUGGAGCCUUUUACCGAAACCAUUUUAAACUCUGUGACUCCAGGACCAGUGAGCGUUUUAAACUCUGUGACUCCAGGACCAGUCAGCGUUUUAAACUCUGAUUCAGGGACCUGUGGGAGGAUGUGUGUUCUUUCGUUUAUCUGUGGGUUUUACUGGCUUUAGUGGGCAGUGAUCUGUAGUUUGAUAUGCAGUUAUGAUCUUGUUCUUUGUAAUGGUUUCCACAAUCGUGCUGCCUGUUCAUGUACCACAGAAGAAGUGAUGUGUGACAGCUUCCUUGGAAAUGGCAAUGUACACAAAAGGACUGAUUGAGAAGACUCUUUUUUGAAUGUCAUUUUUGGAAUAAAUGUUUUUCCACUUUUCCACCAGA